AUGGAGACGGGCAAUGGAGGAGAGCAACAACAGACGGGCAAUGGAGGAGAGCAACAACAGACGGGCAAUGGAGGAGAGCAACAACAGACGGGCAAUGGAGGAGAGCAACAACAGACGGGCAAUGGAGGAGAGCAACAACAGACGGGCAAUGGAGGAGAGCAACAACAGACGGGCAAUGGAGGAGAGCAACAACAGACGGGCAGUGGAGGAGAGCAACAACAGAUGGGCAGUGGAGGAGAGCAACAACAGACGGGCAAUGGAGGAGAGCAACAACAGACGGGCAAUGGAGGAGAGCAACAACAGACGGGCAAUGGAGGAGAGCAACAACAGACGGGCAAUGGAGGAGAGCAACAACAGACGGGCAAUGGAGGAGAGCAACAACAGACGGGCAAUGGAGGAGAGCAACAACAGACGGGCAAUGGAGGAGAGCAACAACAGACGGGCAAUGGAGGAGAGCAACAACAGACGGGCAAUGGAGGAGAGCAACAACAGACGGGCAAUGGAGGAGAGCAACAACAGACGGGCAAUGGAGGAGAGCAACAACAGAUGGGCAAUGGAGGAGAGCAACAACAGACGGGCAAUGGAGGAGAGCAACAACAGACGGGCAAUGGAGGAGAGCAACAACAGACGGUAGUGAAGUCAGUAGUGAACUCAGGAGUGAAGUUAGUAGUGAAGUCGGUAGUGAACUCAGGAGUGACGUCAAGCGUGAACUCAGUAGUGAAGUCAGGAGUGAGCUAG
Messenger RNA from Neoarius graeffei (lesser salmon catfish), 738 nucleotides. RefSeq names its product anti-sigma-I factor RsgI-like. NCBI's taxonomy places the organism in Eukaryota, Metazoa, Chordata, Actinopteri, Siluriformes, Ariidae. The record is from RefSeq and is a predicted model, not a curated record. The transcript is spliced from 3 exons. The coding region runs from base 1 to 738 and encodes 245 amino acids.